Contarinia nasturtii (swede midge) is the source of this 1509-nucleotide messenger RNA. Its product is annotated as opsin, ultraviolet-sensitive-like. Gene Ontology annotation, molecular function: G protein-coupled receptor activity. Gene Ontology annotation, cellular component: membrane. Gene Ontology annotation, biological process: G protein-coupled receptor signaling pathway; visual perception. The record is from RefSeq and is a predicted model, not a curated record. NCBI's taxonomy places the organism in Eukaryota, Metazoa, Arthropoda, Insecta, Diptera, Cecidomyiidae. The transcript has 10 exons. The coding region runs from base 203 to 1342 and encodes 379 amino acids.
GUUCAAAGUGAUUUCAGAUAGUUCGAUGGCCAUAUGAGAGUCGACACCACUUCAAAGUAUACAUAAAUUUUAUCAGUUUCUUUUCUCUUAUCGGUUGCGAAUUGGAAAUAUUUUUUUUUGUUGAUUUUAAUGGUGGCAAAUCGAAAUAUUUUUAAAUUAGUCAGAAAGUGGUUGGUUUUAUUAAUUUAAAUCAUUUGAAAACAUGGAUAAUAUCUGGGAUCCAGUGUACAAUUUAACAGCUUUACGACCGGAAGCCAGGAUUGGCGAGCCAACGGUACGAAAACUAGGUUGGAAUAUACCGCCUGAUGAACUAGCAACAAUCCCAGAUCAUUGGCUAAGUUAUGAUGAACCAAACGUUUCAAUUCAUUAUUUAUUGGGCACUCUUUAUAUAGCCUUCACGAUUGUUGCACUCCUCGGGAACGGUUUGGUGUUAUGGAUUUUCACAUCUGCAAAAUCGUUACGAACGCCAUCAAAUAUAUUUGUUGUGAAUUUGGCACUUUGUGAUUUUGUGAUGAUGUUAAAGACACCAAUUUUCAUUUACAAUUCAUUCACACACGGAUAUACCCUUGGACAUGCAGGUUGCCAAGUGUUUUCCAUAAUGGGUGCUUUUUCAGGCAUCGGUGCGGCGAUAACGAAUGCAUUCAUCGCAUACGACAGAUAUCAUGUUAUCGCUAAUCCUCUGGAGGGAAAAUUAACGAUGACUAAAGCCAUUUUCAUUGUGAUUCUUAUAUGGUGCUAUACAGUGCCAUGGGCCUUAUUUCCGUAUUUCCAAGUAUGGGGCCGCUUCGUUCCGGAGGGUUACUUGACAUCGUGCACAUUUGAUUACUUGACGGAUUCAUUUGAUAAUCGACUUUUCGUCGCCGUUCUCUUCACAUUCAGCUACUGCAUCCCAAUGACGUUGAUCAUUUAUUAUUAUAGUCAAAUUGUUAAUCACGUUUUUCAACAUGAAAAAACAUUAAGAGCUCAAGCCAAGAAAAUGAACGUCGAUUCGCUUCGAUCAAAUCAAAAAGGCGGCGGAAAUACAACAGCCGAAGUUCGCAUCGCCAAAGCAGCAAUUACAAUUUGCUUUUUGUUUGUUGCAUCAUGGACACCAUACGGAACUAUGGCACUUAUCGGUAGCUUUGGAAAUCGGGCUCUCUUGACUCCUGGUGUGACCAUGAUACCAGCAUGUGCGUGCAAAUUUGUUGCAUGUCUCGAUCCAUAUGUCUACGCCAUCAGUCAUCCACGAUACAGAAUCGAGCUUCAAAAGCGAUUGCCAUUUUUGUCUAUCGUCGAGAAGGAAGAAAAAGUCUCUGAUGCAGUGUCAAUGGUAACCACAGAUGCACACCAGGCAUCAGCAUAAAAUACAAAUUGAACAUAAGCGACGGCUAACAAAACUGGAUGAAUCUCAAUCAACGCAAAUCUAAAUAGAAUAGAAAAUUAAAAAGUCUGCCACUCAUUUUAAUUUUUUGUUUGUACGAUGAUUUUCAUCGACCUAAUUUUUCUUUAAAUAAAAAUUAAUGUUUUUUU